AAAAAGAAGAAGAAGAAGAAGAUAUAACCUUUAAUGAAGAAGAUAUGAAAACAUUAUUGAUCCAGGAACUGAAUUUACGCGAACAAAUUGAUCUAUUACAACAGGAAGUUGCAAAACUCUCAGGUGACCGUAUUUUAUAUGUAUCUGCAUCCACUGCCACUGAUGAUAGCAACCAGGAUGAACAAGAAGAUGAUCAGUUCGAUAAUAUGCAAGACGACCAAGUUGACUUGAAUAAUACGGAAAGCGACAACUACGAUGAACAAGACGACGACCAAGACGACGAUGAAGACAGUGACGAUGAGGAUGAUAGUAGCUCAAGUCAGAACGAAAGUGACAACAAUGAUAAUGAGUUAGACGAGGCAAGUGAUUCCGGCAAAACAAGUGAAAAGAAUGAUCAAACUAUGGAUGACGAUGAUGAAGAAGAAGAUGAAACUCAAGAAUUCGAAGCUCCUGAAUGGUGUGUGCCUAUCAAAGCCAAUGUUAUGACUUUUGAUUGGGAAUCUUUAGCCAAAGAAGUCCAAUUUGAUGUCAUUGUAGCUGAUCCUCCAUGGCAGUUGGCUACUCAUGCUCCUACCCGUGGUGUAGCUAUUGCUUAUCAACAACUUCCUGAUGUUUGUAUCGAAGAUCUACCGAUUCCUAAACUUCAAGAAAAUGGAUUCAUUUUUAUUUGGGUCAUCAACAACAAAUAUGCAAAAGCUUUUGAAAUGAUGGAAAAAUGGGGUUAUACAUAUGUGGAUGAUAUUACUUGGGUUAAACAAACAGUGAAUCGACGUAUGGCAAAAGGACACGGAUAUUAUUUACAGCAUGCUAAAGAAACAUGUUUAGUUGGAAGAAAGGGAAAGGAUCCUAUCACAUGUCGUCAUUCUGUUGGUUCUGACAUCAUUUUUUCAGAAAGAAGAGGUCAAAGUCAAAAACCAGAAGAAUUAUAUGAAUUGAUUGAAGAAUUAGUACCCAAUGGCAAAUAUUUGGAAAUCUUUGGAAGAAAGAAUAAUCUACGGGAUUACUGGGUCACGGUUGGAAAUGAAUUGUAGUGAUAUUUAUAGGCAUACUAGAAAAUUAUAUAUAUAUGAAAUAAAGAAGGGAAAAAAAAGCAUUUAAAC
Molecule: messenger RNA, 1100 nt
Organism: Halteromyces radiatus
Lineage: Eukaryota; Fungi; Mucoromycota; Mucoromycetes; Mucorales; Cunninghamellaceae
Product: MT-A70-domain-containing protein
Exons: 6
Coding region: 45-1031 (328 amino acids)
Cellular component (GO): RNA N6-methyladenosine methyltransferase complex
Molecular function (GO): methyltransferase activity; nucleic acid binding
Source: RefSeq, a predicted model, not a curated record